CCAAUGGCGCUGCUAGAGCACCGGCAGCGCCUGCGCUUCCGCGCCGAGCACCGGUUGCUGGCGGGCGUCUACGAGUGCGUCGUCAGCAACGGGGUCGGGGAUGCUGUGAAGGCUGCCAUCAGGGUUGUGAUCCAUGACGCGCCCGUGGUGUCAGCAGUGCGAAGCUUCGUGCACACCGCGAUAGGGCUCCGAGCCGCGUUGGCCGCACGCUUGGAGUUCGCGGUGCCUCCUGCCAGGACCGCCUGGUAUAGAGACGGCAGGCCGGUGCGGACUGAUGACAGGGUGGUGAUGUUGGUGCAAGAAAACAUCCACCAACUGAUCUUCCGAACGGUUCGCGCGGGGGAUCUGGGCAACUACACUUUCCGAGCCGAGAACAAGCUGGGCAUGGCUGAUGUGCAGUUCAAGCUUACAGGAGUGCCCAACAUAGCAUCGUUCAAGGUAGACUCCGCGCUGAAUAAAGCUACAUCCACCAGCUUCACCCUCAUUUGGGAAGUGGACUCCUACUCUACCAUUAUCGAAUACAACCUCUGGAUCCGACCAUACUAUGGCCGCCUGGCCACACCAGAGCCCGAUUCUUUUACCACAGAAGCGCCCGUCAACAGAUGGAGCAGGAUUAUAGUACCGGGAGACGCACGAGAGGGACCUAUACAUAGUGCAGUUUACACUGUGAGAGGACUCACGCCUUCUACUGUUUAUGAAGCGAUCGUCACUUCCAGAAACAGAUUCGGUUGGAGCAAACCGUCUGCUGUUUUACAUUUCGCUACGGAACCUGGAGUCGGCAGAACAAUUCCUUCGACUUCUGAGUACACGGACAUAUCGCCGAUGCUCGAAGAAUCGGAACCCGAAGCGCACAACAUUUCCCAGGCGCAAGUUUUCGAACGUAUCAGCGAGUUGUCAAACGCUGGAGCGCGGGAAAACUCGUCCGUCGCCAUUUUGUUGAGUGUUAUUUUAUUUUUUCUACAGUUUAGGUAAAAGUUAUGUAAUAAUUUAAGUAAAUUAAGAUGUAAUUUUUGAUACUUUUGUUAAAAUAAGUUUUCUAGUAAGUAGAGUUAUAGUAUAUUUUUGAUAUCGAUUUUAUUAAUUGUAAAUAUAUUAGUUUGUGAAAUUAGUGAUUAUACUUUAUUAAUUUAUUUUUAACAA
Ostrinia nubilalis (European corn borer) is the source of this 1140-nucleotide messenger RNA. RefSeq names its product hemicentin-2-like. Gene Ontology annotation, molecular function: protein binding; axon guidance receptor activity. Gene Ontology annotation, biological process: synapse organization; homophilic cell-cell adhesion. Gene Ontology annotation, cellular component: plasma membrane; neuronal cell body; axon. The record is from RefSeq and is a predicted model, not a curated record. The coding region runs from base 4 to 972 and encodes 322 amino acids. The transcript has 7 exons. Lineage: Eukaryota; Metazoa; Arthropoda; Insecta; Lepidoptera; Crambidae.